CGUUGAACUAAAACUGUUCUUGAAUAUCUUUUUAUGAAGAAUUAUGGUGAAUCAAUUGCCUUGUUCUGAUGAAAUUUGAGUAUAAGUAUUUCACUCAUUGACGGAAGGUCCUUAUCCAAUAUACAAACUUAAUUCAAGGUUGUGCUGAGAAAGAAGUGUCACAGAUUCCAGCACCGUGAAGUACAGCUGACUGCAUUUGCGGUAGAGAAGUUUACACUCAUCUGACUUGCUGUGGGGUCAAAAAUUACUCGACUUUUGGCUGAAUCAGGACGAGGUUUUCUUGACAAGGCUCUUGUUGUUAGCAAGUUGCAAUUUGGAGAGAAAAUUAAAGACACUUCUGUGAUAGAGACUUGUAUUGAGCCUGAAACAGCAUGAAUGAAAGACAUCGGGACAUCUUGCGUCGCCAUUGGCCAGCGCUUAGGAGAGACCUGGAACCUGUGAAGCUCCUUCCUUAUUUGGUAAACGUAUUGGACGUCACAGACGAACAGGAAGUGAAAGUGAAAGCCACUCGAGAGGAAAGAACAGACAAGCUAUUAGAGAUCCUACCGAGAAGAGGACCAACUGCUUUUGAUGAUUUUGUGACUGCAUUACAAGAAGUCCAGCCAUUUCUAGCCACACCUUUGGUCAAAGAAGCAGAAAUGGAGGAAAUGAAGACAGAGCUUAACCGCGCAAGGACGCAUAGUGCAAGGUUACGUGAGGAAGUUUGUCUCAUAAGGACAAGUUUAGAAAACGAGCAACAAAAACAUAAGAAAACACAGAAAGAACUCAAGGAACUGAAGAGUAUACACGAGACGCUUAUGGUGAAAAGUAAGGACGAUCAGCGAAUUUUGCAAGCAAAAGGUAUGGAAUUAGAGAAUAAAAUUAAGAGCUUGGAAGAAGAACUGUCAGCUAAAGAAGUUUUCGUGGGGGAAACAGAGCGUUUGAGAACAAUGUGUAAUAAACUGGACGAUGAUUUGAGAAACUUGAAGGAAAACUUUGAAAAGACCUCAAAAGAAAAUAAAGAACUUACGAAGAAACUCUCAGACUACCAAAACAUUACUUUAAAUCAAAGCAACUCUUCUGAAAUGACCACUUGGACGUCGAUGCAAGUGGGACAUAAUAUCUUCAACAGACAUAGUCCAAACUUUCAUUUCAUCGAAAAUGAGGAUGAGGAAAUGAAGCCAGCAUUUUGCAGAAACGACGCCAUCUCAGUAGAACUUUUAGAUAAGACAAGAAAGGAUAUAGCUAAAGUAACAAAAGAACGCGAAGAUUUGAAACAAAAGUGCGAAGAGCUAGAAAAGCAACUCCAAGAUACGUUCACCAGUUUGGAAAGGACAAGAAGUGGCAGUUUUCACGACCGAGCGACAUCUCCUGGUGAACCAAUACAGUCUGACUUCGAGGGAGAUAAUCCCUGUUCGCGCUGUGACACGUUAGAAGAAGAAUGUACCUUAUUACGAACUGAGAGAGAUUUUAUCAAAGGAAUGAAAGUCAAAUUAGAAGAGGAAAUUAAGGAACUAAACAUAGAUAUUCAAGAUCUUCGAGCUGAGCACGCAAAAGAGAAACAGAUUCUACAAAGGGAACUACAAGGUUUGAGAGAAGAACAUGAAAAGUUGUCGAGGGACUUUGAAAAAGAGUUGCAGAAGAUGUUGCGUGAAGUGAUCGAGCAGCAAAUUGCUAGGAUGAAAAAUUUGCAGGGGCAAAAUGAAGAACUCAACGAGCUGUUAAAAAAACAAAAAUCAGAGGUUCAAAAGGUUUCCACGCAACUAAAGAAAGAAAAAUCACAUUUGGAGAAAAUCGAAGAUGAAUUCGUCAAGGUGAAGAAAAACUUAGCUCGCGAGAAAAAGAAGCUCAAAGAAACCAAGGAAGUUAUGGAGGCAGAGACUAAAGGAAAGACGGAUGCCUUGAGAGAACUGGCGAAAUUGAAGGUUGAACUUAGUGAGAAAGAAAAACAAAAGGGAGAAGAAAUUGCGCGUCUUCGUAAAGACUUCUUAGACCGUUGUAAGUGUGAAGCGUUGAAAGAAGAAAUCGCAAGACUAAGGAACAUGCCAGGACGUAAGUAUGCUAAAUUUGGCGUUUUGAACUAUAGAAAGGAUUUUGACAGACACGGACUCAUCUAUGCGCUAGGAACAAAUUUUGGUACCUCAUCAUGGGUAAAUCCCAGCAGCACGAACUCCUUUCCGACGAGAAUAAUCGCCACACGAUCUUCUGACGAACAAGGCUCGGCAAGUGAUCUGUUAGAUACUCGGAGAGGCGGAACAUUAAGCGGCACCAAAGACGAGGAAAGAUCGUGGUGGAGUGUUGACUUAAGUGAGAAAUAUGCUCUUUAUCUCACACAUUACACUCUCAGACAAGGAAGGGAUAACGGUAUGUCAAUCAUUCGUAAUUGGCGGCUGGAGGGAUCGUUGGACGGACGUACUUGGAAACUGCUAAGGAAACACGAGAAUGAUCGCGGGCUUAAAGAGCCUUACCCAUAUUACACCGCAACCUGGUGUGUCGACGGGGAACUCGGAGCUUUUCGGUAUUUCAGGAUUUUUCAGACUGCCAAGAACUCUUCAGGGAGACAUAACAUUUCUAGUGUUGAUUCAGCAACCCUAAAGCAAGUAUAUGCUGGCUUAGUGACGAUGAUAUUAGAGGCUAUCAAGAUGGAUUGUGAUUCAUCUUCUUUAAGUUCUGUGUUGGAGGACUGCAAAUGGGGCACUGACAGAAUAGAGUAUUUUACCAAACAAUUCUUGGAUUAUAAACCUAAUUUGGAAGCGCUUCUUGCCAGAACAGGAAGUUCAUUUCCUCAUGUUGUGGAUGUGGAUUGGAGACUAGACUAUUACAUAAAGAAUAAUCAAAUGGAGAAAGUAAACAAACCCACAUAUCUCAUCACACUAAAAACUGAGGAAGCAGGAAAGGCUAAAGGAGAGGAUGUACAAUUUUCAUGCACAAUGGAGCAAUUGCAGGAUCUGGUCGGGAAACUGAAAGAUGCUUGCAAAAGUGUAGAGAAGGCCUCUAAUAACUGAUGUUCAGUCCCAAACCUUAGGAAGAUUUAGCAAACAAAGACAUAUAUUUUUAUGAUUAAAUUAAAUGUGUAUUCAUUAAUCCCUUAUUUGUUAAGGAGACUUAACACAUACUGUGCUGCAUUGACAAAUAGUGCAAAUAAAGAGAUUUCGUAGCACCUUUUGGCCACAGUCAAUGUGAAAAAGAUGGUAUAUAAAACUUACCCUUUUCUGCAUUUUGUUAAGCAAUGAACAUAAUCAAAUACGUUCAUUUUGUAGUAUUCGUCAACGACGAAUAAAACUGAUGUA
Stylophora pistillata is the source of this 3269-nucleotide messenger RNA. RefSeq names its product COMM domain-containing protein 3. The record is from RefSeq and is a predicted model, not a curated record. Lineage: Eukaryota; Metazoa; Cnidaria; Anthozoa; Scleractinia; Pocilloporidae. Gene Ontology annotation, biological process: sodium ion transport.